Molecule: messenger RNA, 1176 nt
Organism: Pieris macdunnoughi
Lineage: Eukaryota; Metazoa; Arthropoda; Insecta; Lepidoptera; Pieridae
Source: the annotation of a GenBank genome assembly
AUGGAAAACAAAAAGAAAACUUUGGACGACCUGCCUACAAACGUAAAACAGUGUAUAAACAACGUUAUUGAAGCGGAAGGACACGCCAAACACGAUGUUUUUGUGAGGAAUAUUUCUACUGGCGGUAAUAACUUUAUGGGUGAAUUAUUUGAGAUUGAUGUGACAAGCGCCGAUAAAGAAACAAAUAUAUUUGUUAAAAAGAUUAUAAAUAACGAAGACUUUAAAGUGUAUUCUAUACAGGAAGUUUAUGAAAAGGAAGCAUUUAUUUACAAUGAACUUAGUGAUAUUUAUACAGAAAUUCAAAAAUUAACCAAAAUCCCGUCGCAUAUUAAAUUUAAAUUCCCCAAAAGUUAUAAAGAGACAAAUGUUAACGCAAUCAUUUUGGAAAAUAUAACAAAACGAGGGUAUAAACAGAAAGAAAGAUUUGACCUGACUUCGCUUGACUUUGGAGAAAGGUCUUUAAAGGAACUUGCGAAAUUCCAUGCCUUGUCGUUUGUUUUGGAGAAACAAAGACCCGGAUACUUCGAGACUAAAAUAAAGACCAUUAAACAAUCGUUUGUUUAUGACGAAUACUGGAACGUACUUGUUAAGAAAAUGUGUGAUGUGUCUAUUGCUGAGUUAAAAGAAAGCGAUAAAGAGCGAGUCAGGCAAUUUAUUACACUUUCCUUAGUUAAGUAUCCACAGUAUAUGACAGGUGGAAAUUGUUCUAUCAAAUGCUUAUGUCAUGGCGAUUAUAAAAUGAAUAAUGUCAUGAUUAAAGAAGAGAAUGGAAAACUAAUUGACGUUCUACCAAUCGACUACCAGCAAAUUUAUUAUGGGAAUCCAAUCAUCGAUCUAAUUUACUUUAUAUACGCAUCAAGCGACAGGCCUUUCAGAAAGCAACAUCUCCAUCACCUGAAAGAAUUCUACUAUAGCGCUUUUAGCGAAUUUCUUAGCAAUUUCGACAUGACUGUACAAAACGUAUACCCAAAGGAAACAUUCGACAAAUGUUUCAACGAGUGCUUAGACUACGCUUUGAUGUUUUCCUUGUAUUUUUAUCCGUUUUUCUAUAUAUCAGAGGAGGACACACGCGAUGGAAAUGACGAUUUAAUGGUCGUCUCGAUAAGAGUGGAUAAAAUAAUGAGAGACAGGAUUCAAGGUAUUGUGGAUGAUUUCGUUGAGUUGGGAAUAAUUUAA